Scatophagus argus is the source of this 3066-nucleotide messenger RNA. RefSeq names its product ribosomal RNA processing protein 1 homolog B-like. Gene Ontology annotation, biological process: rRNA processing. Lineage: Eukaryota; Metazoa; Chordata; Actinopteri; Scatophagidae. Gene Ontology annotation, cellular component: preribosome, small subunit precursor; nucleus; preribosome, large subunit precursor. The transcript has 16 exons. The record is from RefSeq and is a predicted model, not a curated record. The coding region runs from base 169 to 2910 and encodes 913 amino acids.
GCGCGUGCGCCAGAUGCUGCCCCCUUGUGACGAUGUGCGGAACUACAAGAUGAGAGAUGUGUUGGUGACGUCAUCAGUCCGCGCCACCAGCCGGAAACGUGUGGAGCAGGCGACAGAGCGAAGCGAAGCGGAGUAGAGCGAGGAUCCUCCACGUGAAUCGGUGUGAACAUGGCGUCGGUUCAGGAGCCAGAGGUCCAGUUCGCACAGAGGUUAGCCUCCAAUGAGAGGCCCGUCCGGACCAAGGCCAUGAGGAAACUGAGGAAAUACGUCAGCGUCAGGUCCCAGAAAGCCACAGGUGGCUUCACAGGUGACGAGCUGCUCAAACUGUGGAAGGGUCUCUUCUACUGCCUGUGGAUGCAGGACAAACCGCUGCUGCAGGAGGAGCUGUCGAGCCAGAUCUCCGGCCUGAUCCACUGCUUCCAGGACGUGGACGGACAGUUUUUAUACCUGGAGAGCUCCCUGCAGACCCUGAAGAGAGAGUGGACCGGCAUCGACCGGCUGCGGAUGGACAAGUUUUUCCAGCUGGUUCGCUUCAUGUUCAGGCAGACCUUCGAGCUGCUGAGGAGGAGGAGCUGGGAGAGCAGUGUGGUGUCCCGGUUUCUGGAGCUGCUGAAGGCUCAGAUCCUGCAGGCUGGCAGCGCAGCACCCAGCGGGCUGCAGAUCCACAUCCUGGACCUUUACAUGACUGAACUGGCAGCUGUGGGCUCAGCGGAGCUCACAGCUGAGCAGAACCUGAUCUUCAUCGAGCCCUUCUGCAAGACGGCAGCCAAAACCAAAGACGGGACUCUUUUCAGGUCCAUCUGCAGCAACAUCUUCAGCACGAUUAUCGACCAGGCGCCCUUCGCCAUCGAAGACUUGAUGAAGGAGUUGAAAGCAGCUGAGGCCUCGGACUCGGACUCGGGACAGGUUUCUGAAGAGGACGAGGAAGAAGAAAAACACGGAGAGAAGAAGAAGAGCAAACCAGGCAACAAGAGGAUUAAUGGCAAAAAAUCAAACGAAGAAGACGAAGAGGAUGAGGAUGAUGAGCUGCUUCACUCGGAGGAGUCUGACACAGAGGCGCCGUGUGACGAGGACUUUGGACCGGUCCUUCAGUUUGACUACGCCGCUCUGGCAGACAAGCUGUUCGAGUUAUCCAGUCGGAGCGGCACGCCGAGCCAGAACAGGAAGAGACUCUACCGAAUCGUCAGAGUGCUGCGUGACCUGAGUGAAGGCUCCUUCCCUCAGGACGAGUACCCAGAGGAGGUCUCCACAGAUGAGGACGACGACAUGUUUGGCAGCAGGAAGAGGAUGAAGAGGAGAGGAGGUCACGUGGAGGAGGAGGAGGAGGACGGGGCGCCAGCAUCCAAGAAAAGCAAAGGGAAGAAAAAGGAGGCUUCGGCGCUCGGCAAGCAAAACAAAGACUCGGCAAAAGAUGAACCAGCUGACUUGACCGCAAAUAAUGAAAACAAAAAGAAAAAGAAGAAGAGGAAGAAGAAGAAGAAGAAAGUGCAGGCUGGAGGUGAAAAUGCACAGAAGUCUGAACAGGAACUGAUGGGUGCAGUUGCAGACACUGAAGGUGCACCACAGGAAGCGCUGAUCUCCGUCUCGUCGGUGAAAGAGGGUCAGUCAGAAACUCUGCUCCUCACAGAAGAAACCAGCCAUCCACCCAUCUGCACCACCGCCCACCACGACCGGUCUGACAAGGCCUCAGACAACGGGACAAAGGCCUCAGAACUCAAACCAGCAGUGCAGCAGCAGACUCCUGCACCAGACGGGUCCUCCGGAGCUGCCGCCUCAGAGAAGAAGAAGAAGAAGAAGAACAAGAAGGGCACGAAGUUGCAGACAGACGAGUCGCAAGUCAGUGCAGAAGCAGAGAUUACACCAGUACCAGUACCCGAGACCGAGCCCACCACCCCCGGGAGGAAGAAAAAGAUGAGCCAGAACGGCGAGAGGAAGGUGGAGGACGAAUCGCAGGCUAACGGCGUGAGCGUAGAAGAAGACGGUCCAGCAACUGGACGAGAGAAGCCGACGAGUAAGAAGAGUAAGAAAAAGAAACCCAAGGCUGAUUCACAGGGAGAACCUGAAAUCACAUCAGUUGCGGAGGGGCAGUCAUCAGAUGCCUCCACAGUGCCCAUAGAAAAGAAGAAAGAGACACCUGAAGCUCCACCUGCUGCAGAUGAAAGCACAGAAACCGCACAGAAGAAGAAGAAGAAAAAGAAUCGAGCAGAAUCCAAGACUGCAGCGGCGGAGUCGGAAACCUCUCGGAUGGCUGAUGACAGCGAACCGGUCACCACGACAACACCAGCAAAGAAGAAGAAAAAGAAGUCGUUGGAAGAUCAAACCCCAGUGCAGGAGGCGAAGAAGAAGAAGAGGAAGAUCCCCGUGGUGUUCGAGUUCGAGGCCGAUGAGCUGCAGGCGGCGACAUCCAUCAACGGGCUCGCAGAGGAAGAGGCUGUUGGCAAGAAAACAAAACUGGACAGCGAUGUUGGAGUGUCGGCCACACCUCUGAGCACUAAAAAGUCACAGAAGAAGGCGAAGACGUCUUCGGCGUUGGACUUCAUCACGUUUCAGAGCAACGCUGCAGUCCCAACUCCGCUCUUCUGCAGAACCAAGGGAGGCCCCAGCACCCCGCUGUCCAGCAACAAGAAGAGUCAAACUCCCAAAUCAGAGUCCAAGAAGGUGACCUUCGGUCUCAAGAAUAAUAAGACGGCUGAGUUCAGGAAGUCUGAUCGCAGCCUGCUGGUGAGUCCAGACGGCUCGUCCCGAGUGCCCUUCGACCCCAAGCAGAAACCCAAGUCUGGGGUCUUGAAGUCUCCGGCCACCCCUCUGUCCACCAAGGUCAAGAAGACCCCCGUCGGCAGCAGGAAGACCAGCCUCAGUACUCCGAAGAGUCUGCCGAAAAGACGUCCGGCGGCGGCAGACUUCUUCUGAGCCUCUCUGAACUCUUUAAUGGACUGAUUCCAAACAUCCUGCUUUGGAGACGCACACAGAAGUAUUUUCAUGUUUAUCUGAUGUCAGUGUUGCUUUUUGUCAUUUUGAGUGACUCGCCUUUUAAUAAAGUUACUCAUUCCAGGUUUUCCAAUUCUA